AAAUACUCGAUUGACGAUUGCAUUUCAAAUUAGAAUCAAUUAAACAGUCAAGUGCAUACAAACUGUGCAUUAUCAAUCUAUCGUCCUGAAAAGUUAUCUCAAAAAUGAAGUCUUUUUCGUCGCUAAUUUUCCUGUCGAUUUUCCUUGUUUUGAUUGCGAACGUAAGUGCUCAACAAGGGCCGCCUGGAGGUUUUGAUGGUCCAGGUGGUGGAGCUGGCGCUGGGGCUGGAGCAGGAGCAGGUGCAGGAAUGGGAAGUGAAGCUGGAUUCGACACUCCAAUUGGAGGCUUUGGUGUUAAAGGUGGCGUAGGCGGUGGCGCUGGAGCAAAUGGUGGCGGUGGUGCUGGAGCCGGAGCAGGCAGAUAAAUAAAUGAAAGAAACUCAGGUCAGCUGUAUGCUAUUCGUCAGCAAUAAUGUAUUUCGUUAGGAAACAGCACCAUUGUGUAGAUAUAUUGUGGCUAAAUAAAGAGUGUGAUUUACAAA
Bradysia coprophila is the source of this 482-nucleotide messenger RNA. RefSeq lists its product as uncharacterized. NCBI's taxonomy places the organism in Eukaryota, Metazoa, Arthropoda, Insecta, Diptera, Sciaridae. The record is from RefSeq and is a predicted model, not a curated record.